AUGUUUAUGCAACCCAGAUUUUUUAAUGAGUUCUUGAUAAAAUCAGGAUUUGACACUCAAGUUUAUGAUGCUAUGAAAAGCGAUGAUUUAGCUGAUGUUGUUAUAGUAGCACUUAAUAUUCUCAAAAAAACCAAUAAUCUUCCAGACAUACCAAAAUUAAACAAAUGUGAAAAUUUGUCGAAUACACUUCGAGAAACAGGAAAUAAAUGUCUUCCAACUAUGGAUUAUAAAUCUGCAUUACACUGCUAUAACAAAGCACUUGCAUGUGCACCAAAUAAUUCUAAGGCAAUGGCGUUAGCUUACAGUAACAGAUCGUUUAUUAUGUUUAUAUUAAAACGGUUCCAAAAUUGUAUAACAGAUAUAGACCGUUGUUUCUCAACAGGUUGUCCAGAUUUUAUUAAGCAAAAGCUACUUAAAAGAAGAGAAGAUGCAACUAAAUUUGCACACAUGGAUUCACUCUCAUUAAGUCCUCUUAAAGUCUUUACUAAUAAUUUUUUUAGUUUUAAUGCUGUUUGUCAUACAGAUGUACCAUUUGUUUCUAAAGAUAUUAAUAUUGCAGUAGAGUUUUUACAACCAAAAAUUACUGCUGCUAAUUUUAUUAACAGUGGUACAAUAAUUGCUAUGGAAGAAGCAUAUAUGACGGUGUUAACAGCAGAGAACCAAUUUAAUACCUGUUAUGAUUGUCUCUCUAUAACACCUAAUUUGAUACCUUGUAACACCUGUUGUUCUGUAUUAUUCUGCAGUGAAAAAUGUAAGCAAAAUUGCAAUGAGCAAUACCAUAAAUAUGAGUGUGAAAUUAUAAAUGUAAGAGAAAAGUUUUGUAAAGGCGGAGGACCAAAUUUGAUGAUUAAGUCAGUUUUAAAGCUGAAAACUAAAUUAAAAUGGAAUCAAUUUAUUAAAGAAUCUAAAACAUUGGGAAACAGUCGAAUUGAACAAAGUACUAUCAGGGAAGUAUUUAAUUCUGCAAGUGAUUGUUCAUUGCUAACAUUUCCUGAAAAUAGAACAUUUGUUCACGGUAUUAUUUACAAUGCAAGCUUUGUAUGUGCAGCUUUACUGCAUUAUGUCUUAAAAAUUCCAAGGUUUAUGCCCACAUCAAACAAAGAUGAAGCUCUCAGAGCUUUAGCACGGCUAAUGAUGUAUUUAUGUGUUAAUGGUUCACGAAGUUAUGUGAUUCAGGCUGUAACUGAUUUAGUAAGCAACCAGAUAAAACCCCAACAACAUGAAAAUUUUGCUUCGUACAUAUUUUAUUCAAAGCUAAAGCAUGAAUGCAAACCAAAUGUUAUUGUCUCAUGGAUAAACAAUAAAGCAGUAUUAAUUGCUGUAAAGAAAAUUAUGCCUGGAGAAGAAAUAACUACUUCAAAUAUUGAACCAACAUCUGGAAUGCUACAGCAUCAUGUAAAUAUAAACCUACUUGUGGGCACAGGAAAGGUUUGCACAUGCAGUAAAUGCACAAAAAAAGAUUCUAAGAAUGAUACCCUGUCUGGCGCUCAAAUAGAAUUCAUUAAACAAGUUGGGUUAAAUUUGUCGGAAACAAAUAUUGAUAUAUGGGCCAUUAAUAAAGUAUUCGAAAAAUGCAAAGAAAUACUGGAUGAUUUAAGUGAUGUACCAAAUUCUAAUGAGUAUCUAAUUACUUUGUCCCAAUUUCGAAAAUGUCUUACUGUCUGUGAAGCUUUGAAAACUGAAAAUAUUCUAUAA
Pieris macdunnoughi is the source of this 1695-nucleotide messenger RNA. The record is from the annotation of a GenBank genome assembly. NCBI's taxonomy places the organism in Eukaryota, Metazoa, Arthropoda, Insecta, Lepidoptera, Pieridae.